AUGGACCUGAGCUCCAGCUUUUCCAUAGAAUCUGGGCUCCUCCUGGCUGCCACCCUUGUGCUUCUCUAUCUAUAUGGGACCCGCACACAUGGAUGGUUCAAGAAGCUGGGGGUUCCGGGACCAAAACCACUACCCUUCUUUGGAACAUUGCUGCCCUGCUGGCCUGGGAUGUGGAAUUUUGACGUGUAUUGUUACAAAAAGUAUGGAAGAAUUUGGGGGGUUUUUGAGGGAUCACAGCCCGUGUUGGCUAUUACUGAUCCAGACCUGAUUAAAACAGUCCUAGUGAAAGAAUGUUAUUCUGUCUUCACAAACCGGAAGAACAUUGGUCCAAUGGGAAUUAUGAAAGAUUCUGUUGCUAUGUCUGAGGAUGAGCAGUGGAAAAGAUUAAGAACAUUGCUAUCUCCAAACUUCUCCAGUAGAAAGCUCAAGGAGAUGUUGCCCAUCAUUGCCCAAUAUGGAGAUAUGUUGGUGAAGAAUCUGAAGACAGAGGUAGAUAAGGGCAAACCCAUGACUUUGAAAGACAUAUUUGGAGCCUACAGCAUGGAUGUGAUUGCUAGCACAUCAUUUGGAGUACAUGUGGAUUCCCUCAACAAUCCCAAAGAUCCCUUGUUGGAAAAUACCCAGAAGCUCUUGAAAUUUAAUUUCUUCCAACCAUUCCUGUUCUUCAUUAUACUCUUCCCAUUCCUAACCCCAGUAUACAAACUAUUAAAUAUCUCUCAGUUCCCAAGAAGAGUCACUAGUUAUUUUAAAAAGUUUAUUCAAAGGAUAAAAGAAAGUCGUCUCAAAGAUAAUGAGAAGCAUCGAGUGGACCUUCUUCAACUGAUGCUCAACUCCCAGAAUUCAAAGACAGUGGAAACCCACAAAGCUAUGACUGACGUGGAGCUUGUGGCCCAAUCAAUUCUCUUUGUUCUUGCUGGCUAUGAUAGCACUACCAAUUCUCUUUCAUUUAUUAUGCAUUCCCUGGCCACUCACCCUGAUAUCCAGCUAAAACUUCAGCAGGAGAUUGAUUCAACAUUUCCCAAUAAGGCACCACCCACCUAUGACACCCUAAUGCAGAUGGAAUACCUUGACAUGGUCGUGAAAGAAUCUCUCAGAUUAUAUCCAGCUGUUGUCAGACUACAGAGGCUCUGUAAGAAAGAUGUGGAGAUCAAUGGGUUGAUCAUUCCCAAAGGCACAAUGGUGUCUAUACCAAUCUUAUUUCUUCAUAAAGAUUCAGAACUAUGGGUAGAGCCUGAAGAAUUCUAUCCUGAAAGGUUCAGUAGUGAGAACAAGGGCAGCAUCAAUCCUUAUGUCUACAUGCCCUUUGGAAUUGGUCCCCGAAACUGUCUUGGCAUGAGGUUUGCGCUCAUGAACUUGAAAUUUGCUCUUGUCAAAGUAUUGCAGAACUUCACCUUCAAACCUUGCAAAGAAACUCAGAUUCCUCUGAAAGUUAAAACGCAAGUUCUGGUUCGACCAGAGAAACCCAUUGUUCUAAAGAUUGAGCCCCGAGAAGGAUUUCUGAGUGGAGCCUGA
Messenger RNA from Suncus etruscus (white-toothed pygmy shrew), 1512 nucleotides. RefSeq names its product cytochrome P450 3A12-like. Gene Ontology annotation, molecular function: testosterone 6-beta-hydroxylase activity; oxidoreductase activity, acting on paired donors, with incorporation or reduction of molecular oxygen, reduced flavin or flavoprotein as one donor, and incorporation of one atom of oxygen; iron ion binding. Lineage: Eukaryota; Metazoa; Chordata; Mammalia; Eulipotyphla; Soricidae. The transcript has 13 exons. The record is from RefSeq and is a predicted model, not a curated record. The coding region runs from base 1 to 1512 and encodes 503 amino acids. Gene Ontology annotation, biological process: oxidative demethylation; steroid metabolic process.